UUCGUUAUUCACGGAUUGUCAGUCCUCUAAUAAGGCGUUCAGUACUGGUUGUCCAACACGAAGCUGGGGGUGCAAGUGUAGUUUCACGAUGGCAGAUGGAGGCAGCGAUGAUGAAGUCAUUCACCUGGCAAGCUUCAACGUUCACCGCAGCCAAGGCUCCCGUGCCCAUAAGAGGGAGCUCAUCACCAUCUCUGAUGACUCUGAUGAGGAGCCUGUGACUCUGGUACCUGGCAGCCCUGUUCUAGUCCCGGACGAUGCUGAUGAUGAUGACAUCAGGAUACUGGAGCCACUAACUCCUGCACGCAGACAUCUGAUCCGCCCAGCAGCAAAAUGGAGCGGGGCCUCGCACAACCUUAUUCAAGUUGUAGGUCAUAGUAGCACCACUCCUGCGGUUCCCACAGGGGACCCCGGUCCUGCCCCUUCUACCUCCAGAGAUGCCAAGGCCAACUCCUCCACAGUCAGGCCAGCCAUACGAACACCAGUGCAGUCUAGCACUUCUGGACCUACACAGCCACAACCUGGCUCUUCAUCACACACACUGUCUCAGCCAAAACUUAACACAAACUCACAGCAACAGGAUGGUACGUCAGCACAUAUAAAAGUGGAGCUCCAUACAGUUUCUGCUAUCCAAACCCCAUCUACCUCCACAAACGCAAAGACUAGCGCCACCACAUUCAGAACACCUUCACAAGUACUAAUUCAGCCUCAGCCCAGCACAUCUGGAGUCAUGAAGCCACAAGCUGGCUCUUCAGCACACAUAACAGUGGAGCCCCAGACGAGAAACUCAACCAGUGCCACACAUUAUUCUUGUUCAGUUGCAAGUUCUUCUACAAAGACUCAAGAAGAGGCAAGUACAAGUACUCAUUCACAAGACAAUCCUCAGGCCAGUACUUCAUCUGCAAAGUCUCACACAAGGACGCAGUCUCAGCCCGGUACAUCCACACAGCUCCAGUCCAGUGGGACCCCCACUGUACAGCCCCACCUCAUUCCAGUGAAGGAGGUGAAGCUAGGUGUUCUUCCCCAGCAGCCGAACAUCCAUGCCUCUGCUCUAAUAACCCAACAACAGCUGCGGCAUAGGCCCCAGAACCCGCUGCAGCCCAUGUCGCUCAAGUGCAUGCACGGCAAUCUCAUUCAGAUUGAACUGCAGCCACUGGCUCAGGCCCCUGCCCAGCCCCCUGUCCAGGCCCCUCACCUCCCUCAGGUGGUACCAGUGAUCCCCCCUGCAGUGCUAAUAGCUGCAGCGCCAGAGAGACUAGGACCUCCAGAGGCAGGUCACCGGAUCAUCCUGGGGAGCCAGGCGCCUGGAGAGGCUGUGCCCAAUCCUCCGCCACAGGCUGGUCCCUCCAGCAUGGUCCAACCAGCCCGCAGCCUCAACAUCAGGGUGGCUAAUGUGAAUGCUAACCCUCCUGCUCCUCCAGCUCCCACGGCUUCAGUUCCCCACAACGCAGGAGAGGCUCGUGUCAUUCUGGCUCCAGCUCCCAACCCAGAAAGGGUCAACCCAGCCCCUGGUCUAGUCGCGGUCCCUCCUGCACCAGAGGACAUUCCCUUAAUAGAGGAUGCGAGGCCGGGUCCCUCUGCACCACGAGGGAGAGCGGAGCAGCAGCCCCUCAUUAGAACCCUUAUCGAUGGUGUUUUGGAUCUAUUCCCAGAUGUCCAAGAAGCCUAUGUAGCAGAACUGAUCCUAAAGAACAAUGUGAAAGACUUGAAUGUUAUCUGCAACCUGUUGUUGGAGAACCCAGAGUAUCCAAAAAGGGAGACUGCAGCAGCCACAGCAGCACCCACCAGCAUCCUACUGGAGUCUGGAGACAGUCAGACAGAGGUGACCGAGGACCUGUUCGAUUAUGGCAAACUGAGUACGGUGGGACCUGAGUCUGUGAUGCGGGCUGCCGACUUGCUCAUGGCGGAUUUCAGGAUGCUCAGUUGUCAGGACAUCAAAUGGGCCCUCAAUGCUCUGAAGGGACACUAUGCAAUCACACGCAAGGCCUUAUGUGAAGCUCUGAAGAAGUGGCAAGAUUCAGGCGACCUCUCAGGAAAGAGGCGACGGAGCAGAACCUCCUCCGAGCGCUGCUACAUUGAUUUCCAUUUUGAGCAUGGCUCAGUAAAGUUUGACAAGAGGAUGUAUUUCUUGGAGAAGGACCGUCGGUACUGCAGGAUCUGGAUCAAUCUGGAAGCUACUCUGCAGAAGGAGCUUACAUUCUAUCAGCAGAAGGCCAAGGAAUGGGCAGAGCAUGAGGACUUCCUCUUGGCUCUGCAGGUCAACGAAGAUGAAUACAAGAAGGACGGCCAGCUGAUCGAGUGUGGAUGCUGCUUCGGCGAGUUCGCCUUUGAGAAGAUGACGCAGUGUUCAGACGGCCACCUGUUCUGCAAAGAGUGCCUGGUCAAAUACGCUCAGGAGGCAGUAUUUGGCUCUGGAAAGUCUGAGCUGAGCUGCAUGGAGGGGGGCUGCCCGUGCUCCUACCCAGUUUGUGAGCUGGAGAAGGUCCUACCAGAGAACAUACUGUGUAAAUAUUAUGAGAGGCAGGCAGAGGAGGCGGUCGCUGCCACCUGCGCUGAUGAACUCGUGCGGUGUCCGUUUUGCAACUUCCCAGCCUUGUUGGACAAAGACAUGUCACUGUUUAGCUGCCCCAACCCUCGCUGCCGCAAGGAGAGCUGUCGGAAGUGCCAAGUCCAGUGGAAGCAGCAUGUGGGAAAGACGUGCGAGCAGGUCCUGGAGAGGGACGAGAUCCGCAUGAGGGUGCUCUUCGAGGAGCGCAUGACGGCAGCUCGGGUGAGGAAGUGCGUCAAGUGCGGGACGGGCCUGGUCAAGUCGGAGGGCUGCAACAGGAUGUCGUGCCGCUGCGGCAGCUUCAUGUGCUACCUCUGCAGAGAGCCCAUCACGGGCUACAACCACUUCUGCCAGCACGCGCGCUCUCCGGGCGCUCCUUGCCGCCACUGCCGCAAGUGCUCCCUCUGGACAGACCCCACGCAAGACGACGAGCGAAUCAUUCAGGAGAUCCAGAAGGAAGGUGAGGCAGAGCUGAACAAGAAGUCUGCAGAUAAUUCAGGGAAGAGGGUCGGCCCCCCUCCGGAGCCCAUCACUGACGUCAAGCGGCCACGCGUGGGUCCGCCCCCUGAAAACCCACCGAACCCGAACCCUCUGGUCCCUCCUCAGCCGCAGGCGGUACAAGCUCCCCUCUUCGUGCCUCCGCGUGCCCGCUACCCGCCAGCUCCACCCCAGGGCAGGAUGUACCACCAGGUGAUCGUGCCCCGGCUGCCCCCGGCCCCCUACGUGCCCCCUUUACAGCACCUGCCCCCCCUGAACAAUAACAACAACAACAACCACCACCAUCACCACCACAACCCUCCUGUCAACCCUCCUGUCAACCCCCAUCACCACAACAUGGACGUCAUGGACCUGCCCAUGCACUACGGACCCCCACACCGCUACUACAGACGCUUCUAACACACACUCUGUGUCGAGUGUGUCAGCCCUUGCGCGAACACUCACACGCUCGCUGACUGCAGUCAUACUUUUCAUUUCAGUGCAGUUUUUGAGAUGUGGUGUUUUUCUAAUCUCUGUCACGGUGCAUCACCUUUUUCUCCGUUCUCUUUGUUUCAUGUUCACUCAUGUGGAUUUCUGACCUGCCGCUUGACUCAUUCCUUUGUGUUUCAGAUGAUAAAACACACUGAAAUGAUAAGUGCAUCUGUAGAAAGGUACGCGUUCGGACACUUUGCCUUCUCCCUCUGAACUUGGGACUCCAGUGAUGCGGUGGAUCCCCAUGUUACAUGUUUUUUUUCUUCAUCUUUUCUGUUUAAAAUACUGGAGCUGAACUGAUGAACGGAGUAGAAUCUUGUGACAAUUUAUUUCCAGUUUAUACAGAUAUUUUUGAGUACAUAAUUGGAAAAAAAAAACAGUUAGCAUUCCCUUCUGUAUCUUUUGUGUAAGCUGUGAGAUCACACAGUUUUAAUAAAAAAUGCGGUUCA
Molecule: messenger RNA, 3963 nt
Organism: Chelmon rostratus (copperband butterflyfish)
Lineage: Eukaryota; Metazoa; Chordata; Actinopteri; Chaetodontiformes; Chaetodontidae
Gene: rnf216
Product: ring finger protein 216
Exons: 17
Coding region: 89-3442 (1117 amino acids)
Molecular function (GO): zinc ion binding
Source: RefSeq, a predicted model, not a curated record